Molecule: messenger RNA, 2718 nt
Organism: Psilocybe cubensis
Lineage: Eukaryota; Fungi; Basidiomycota; Agaricomycetes; Agaricales; Agrocybaceae
Exons: 9
Coding region: 1-2718 (905 amino acids)
Molecular function (GO): guanyl-nucleotide exchange factor activity
Source: RefSeq, a predicted model, not a curated record
AUGAACGACCUUCAGCCAGACCCCGCCUUCAACUCCAGGGCGCCUUCUCCCCUCGACGCCAAACUUCCCCCGCCACCACCCGCCGACAUCGACGAGCCCCUAGCACCCCCUCCGCCUGCAAAACAAGAUACCUUGCCUUCCCUUCCGCCCAUACAGGCUCCCCAGGCUCUCACUUUACCCCCACUCGGCUCCCUGGGUGCAGGCCUCAACGCGCCUCUGACUCCAACGACGCCUACCAGUCCGUCCGCCACAGACGGCAAGUCCAAGCGCGCGAACCCCCUCACAGAUCUUGUCGAUACAGAGAAGGCGUUUGUUGACCAGCUGACGGGCAUCAUUCGGGCAAUCGCUGCUGCGUGGUCGCGCUCCAAUUUGCCUCCACCCGAGCUGGAUACUAUGUUUAGGAGUAUAGAAGGCAUUUACAAGGCAAAUCGUGGUCUACACGCUAAACUGAAGGAUAUUAGUGCAGAUCCAAAGUCUGCCGGGGAGUUGGGUGGAUUACUGAUCAAAUGGAUUGAUGACCUGAAGAAGCCCUACGAAACAUACUGUAGCAAGUACUGCAGCGGUUUUGACACAUGGCAACCCGUCCAAUCAAACUCGCGCCUGGGUCCCAUUCUUGCGCAAUUUUCUUCCGCUAAUCCAGCUCCUUCAAAUGGCGGUAUAUGGACUCUUGAUUCUCUUUUUCUCCUUCCAAAGGCCAGACUAAAGUACUACCUCAAGUUAUACAACCGAUUACUUAAAAACACCGAUAACCGUCUCCUCAUCGGUGCUGUUGAGACUCUGAAUCAUUUGAUGGACAUUUUGGACAGCCGGACUUCAGUCAAGGUCGGAGAACAAGGAUCGGAUGCACCUGCCAUACCAGCACUGGAAACUGAAGAUGAAAUAGUCAUCGACAUGCGCAAUCAUACUUUGAGUCCCUCGGCUCCUGCAAAGCCUCCUUUGCGUCUUGCGGAUAACGACACAAAUACUGGCAGUGAAACAAGCUCGAACCGUGGUAGUGCAUCUGGGGGUGAACGUUCUUCGCGGGAAUCGCAAGCGACCUCAACAAGCCGUGCCUCUACCCAAACACUCUCAUUGCCCAUUACAGAUCUCGAGCGUAGACUUUCCACCGAACGUACUCUGGAUAUAUUCACUAUGACAUCCAAGGCGGUAAAACUACAAAUGGCUCCAGCCUCUCUCACUUUCACACGUGAAUUUCGAACAUCGUUGGACGUCGUUAUUCGUUUUACUCCGCGAGCGACAGGCGUGGAAGUCGUUCAUUACCAGGGGCACAUAUUCCUUCUUUCUGACCUCUUCCUCAUAUGCGAAAGGAUGUUGCCGGAAGAUCGAGACAAGCGGAGCUCUGUUGGCGCUGACAUGUGGCUUUGCUAUCCUCCUCUUGCUGGAAAGGUGUUGAGGGUAUCUGAAGUUCCUGGACAAGACAAUGCCUUGCAGGUCGCAAUUAUGAGAAAAGAAUACCUCAUUCUUGAGACCGAUUCCAUGGACAGCAGAAACCGGUUAAUGACUCAAUUCAAAGAGUGCACUGAAUUCUCGAGUUCCCUACCUCCACCUUCAAAACAACCCCCGCCACCUGUCCCAUCUCUUAGUGCCUUUACGGGCAAUCACCCUGCGUCUGCGCCUUCCAUCGAUCCUCAGACUCAAGGAAAUGCCGGUCCAUCAGAGUUACCUCCUCAGCCUCCCGCAUAUCCCUCUUCUGACGGAAAACCACUUCCUUCCCCUUCAGAACCCAGAAGCCGACCUGAAACCAAUUUGCCUCCAGCGCCAGGUCCACCUUACCUUAGGAGCUCAGCCUCUGCUCAACCCUUUCCUAGAGGUCCACCGCUCGGCUCCAACACUAUCAUCCCACCGGCUAGGAGUACUAGCUACCUUCCAGGUACACAUGGAGAGUCUUCGAAUGGUCCAAAUUUUCCCCCAGCGAAUGGAAUGUAUGGACAAGGACCAGGAGCUUACAUUGGAAACCCUCAAGGUGGCCCUGCUCCAUCAACACAACAGUCUAUGUAUCCUCUCCAUCCAGUCAACGGGCGCCCCAACUUCCCACCUGGUGCGCUUCCCCCACCUAGGCCUCCAUCUGAACCGAACAUAGGUCCUGGUCCUAUUCAUAAAGCUCCCUCAAUACGCUCUCUUGGAUCGCAGUACUCUCAAGGCGAAUCAUUUGCUCCUCCAUUACCCCGGUACCCUCCCGGCCAAUCUGGUCCCAUGAACCAAGGGCCGCGAACCACAUCUUAUGCCGGUGGAAUGCUCGCCCCUCAGGCUCGGCCUUUACUACCAUCUGCACAACUUGGCCAGCGUUCUGUUUCGAUGGCAGCCGAAAUACCAUUUACCGAACCCAGCCCGCCCAAUUCACCGCUGCAAGAGCCACAACAUAUCGGUCCAGUUGUAUCAACAAUCUCAGCGCAAAUGAAGUGCAAAGUAUUUUUACAGCAACAUCAUGCGCAAUGGAAGUCACUAGGUUCAGCGAAGCUCAAACUAUAUCGGCAGGACCCAACAAACGUCAAACAACUUGUUGUUGAAGCUGAUAACAAAGAGAAAUCGGUAUUGAUCUCCACUAUUGUUCUCACUGAUGGAGUGGAGCGAGUGGGUAAAACGGGGGUUGCUAUUGAGUUGAGUGAUAAGGGUGCUCGAACAGGUAUCAUUUACAUGAUCCAGCUACGGAACGAGGCCUCAGCAGGUGGGCUAUUCGAUAGCCUUUUGGCUGGUUCUGACAGAGCAGCGCGUGGUUGA